AUGAACGGAUACAUCGAGUGGAUUGACGACGACCUACUAUGCUUCUGUGACGAAGACGACAUUUGCUAUUGCUUCGAAUCGGAUAGCUACGACUCUGAGAGCUCCGAGUCUGAGUCUGAGUCUGAUUCUGAAAACUCUGAUUCUUACGAUUUCGAUAUGGCUGAACCCCGGCAUCUCAGUCAACGACACGCAAGUUCAGGCCGAUCAAGGCUUACUUCUCGAUCUCAACACAAGUCGACAUCUCAAACCCGACAAAAGUCUUCCUCUGAUGGCGCAAAGGCUGGCCUUGCAAAGAACAAUAUCCUGUGGCCUAGCGAGAGGUGUAAUUUGAGGGUACGCUUUCUCAACGGCGACAAGUUUGAUCAAGAGACGGUCAAGAAGUGCGUGACAGAUCACUACAACUCGAUACCGAUGCGCCUCCGGUUCAAGUUUCUUGAGCCGGGCGAUCCCGAACACUCUGAUAUCCGCAUUACCUUUACCGACCAGUCAAAGUGUCUCAUUGGCCGUUCUGCAGAGAACCAUCGAGGGGAGCCGACCAUGUGGCUGAACAUGCACCGAGAUUCCAGCAUGGGAGCAGAGGCGAGACGGGCUAAGAGACAGUACGACAUCUUGCAUGAGUUUGGCCAUGCCCUAGGCAUGCAGCAUGAGCAUCAACAUCCCGAAUGCAAGGUCAACUGGAAUAUGCAGGUCAUCCAGGCAAAGUAUGGCUGGAGCGCCGAGAAGGUUCACGACAACUUUGACAGGUUGACCCAGGGGGUGAAGCCUGCUGCAUAUGACCAUGAGUCCAUCAUGCACUAUCCAGUUGAGCCAGGAGAUACCCACAGCCUCGUCACAUAUGUGCCCCUAGCGACCAAGUUGUCUGAAGGCGACAAGAAGUUCCUCAUGGCCAUCUAUCCAAAGCCGACCAAAGGCGUCAAGCUUCCACAGAAGCCACCAAAGGUUGUAACAAAGAAGCCCAUGCAUGAUGACUACAUGGUACAGCGUCUGACUGCUCAGUUGGUGAUGCAGUAUUGGAUUCAGAAUGCAAUAUUGGAAACAAUCAAGUCUGAAGAGAGGCGGUUAAGAAGAGCCCAGAAAGAGCUGGAGAUGAUGCAGUAUGUCUUUGCCCCAUUUGUGGUCAAUCAAGUUGUCAUGGUUCCCUGUUAUUACUGGUAUUAA
This is a messenger RNA of Fusarium vanettenii 77-13-4, 1158 nucleotides long. RefSeq lists its product as uncharacterized. Gene Ontology annotation, biological process: proteolysis. The record is from RefSeq and is a predicted model, not a curated record. The transcript has a single exon. Gene Ontology annotation, molecular function: metalloendopeptidase activity. The coding region runs from base 1 to 1158 and encodes 385 amino acids. Lineage: Eukaryota; Fungi; Ascomycota; Sordariomycetes; Hypocreales; Nectriaceae.